This is a messenger RNA of Adineta steineri, 4554 nucleotides long. The record is from the annotation of a GenBank genome assembly. Lineage: Eukaryota; Metazoa; Rotifera; Eurotatoria; Adinetida; Adinetidae.
AUGGUUCGAAGAAUACGAUUUCCACCUAAAUCGAAUAACGUUGAAGAAUCUGGACCUCGUGAAUUCUGUUUCAAUAUUACCGAAGUAAAUGAUUUGGAUGAGCAAAUUACAACUGAUGCUGCAAUGCCAUCAACGACUGAUGAUUCAUCAUCGCAGCAACAGAACUUAACUCCAGAACAAUUACAUCAAUUGUUCAUUAAAGCAAGUUCUGAAUUGGUUGCCGAAUCAAAGGAUAAUCAAGAAUUUUUCAAACGUGAAGCAACAAUUAAAGCACCAAAAACAGGUCAAAUAAUACAAACACCAUUUCCACCACCUUCCGAAGAUCGUAAAGAAAAUCUUGAUAUUGAUAUUGAACAAUUAAAACAAUUGGCUAAACAAGAAGCAGGUCCAUUAAUUAUCGAAAGAUAUUCUCCUACUGAAACGGAAAUUAAUUAUUCAUUAGCAGCGGUUACAAUAACAUUCAAUCAACCGAUGAUUGCUGUUUCAACAUUGAAUGAAAAUACGAAUGUAGAAAAUCUUGGUAUAUCAUUAACACCGAACUUAGAUGGUCGAUGGAGAUGGACAGGAACAAAAACAAUUCAAUUUGAACCAAAACAUCGUUUGCCAUAUUCAACAAAAUAUACAUUACAAGUUAAGAAAGAAAAUUGUGUAUCAGCAAUUGAAGGAAAAUUAGCAGAUGAUUUUUUGUUUGAAUUUUCAACAGCACCAGCAAAGAUUGUUCAAUAUUCACCAUAUGGUACAGUUUCAACAUUGAAACCAAAAUGCUUUUUAUUAUUUGAUCAAAAAAUUGAUCGAAAUCAAAUUUUAAAACAUUUACGCGUAGUUGAUAAUGAUGAACGUGAAAUAUCAAAAGGUGAUUUGGAAUUAAUAGAUGAAACAGCAGCAAAAAAAGAAUUUGAAGGCUAUUUGAAUACGAACGAAGGAACUCAUGAAAGAUAUGUUGCAUUUACAUUUAAAAAUGACCUAUCAAAAGCAACACAAUAUACAGUUCAAUUACCUGUGGGUUGUCCAUCAGCUGAAGGUCCAUUAGUGACAACAUCAGAAUGGUCAGCUAAUUUUCAAACAUAUGAACCUUUAAAAAUCAUUGAUUGGCAACCAAAUAAAAAAAAUGAAUACCAACCAUCUACUAACCCUGGUAGUAGUUGGUUAGUAACAUUCAAUAAUUCAUUAGAUCGUUCAACAAUUAAUAAAUCAUUAUUUAAAAUUGAACCCGAAGUUAGUGGAUUAGGUAUUGAACAUGUCGAAUACAAUGAUCGACAAAUAACCAUACAUAAUAAUUCAAAACCUAAUACUGUUUAUACAUUGACGAUACAAACAGAAAUGUUAAAAGAUAUUCAUGGUCAAACAUUAGAACAUGAUUUUGCUGAACAAUCAAUACAAUUUCAUGUACAUGAUUCACCACCAUUAGCUGGUCAUUUGUCUGGUGCAACAGGUAUGAUUAUAAUGGAUCCUGGUGUAUUAGAUGAUGCAUUUUAUCCAUUCUUAAUUUAUAAUUAUUCUGAAAUAAUACUUCGCGUUAAUCAAGUUAAACCAGAACAUUAUCGACAAGAUUUACCUUGUUUUCAACAGUAUUCUUAUAGAAAUGGACAAGAAGAAUCAAAUCGUGAAUUGCCCGGUGAAGAAUUAUUCAAUGAAACUGUGCAAACAAAUUGUGAACGUGAUGAACCUAAAGAAAUGAAAAUUCCAUUGAAAACAUAUUUAUCAAAAGAAUCAGGUGUAGGUCAAUUAAUUAUUUUUAUUGAACCAACAGACAAAGCCUGGAAUGCAUGUCGACAAAACGAGUGGGAACGUAAACCAAUUAUAUCAGCUUGGUUGCAAUGCACUCGAUUAGCAGUUGAUGUCUUUGUCUCAUCAGCGUCUACAGGUCCGAAUGCUCGAUUAACUACAUGGGUUACUGACUUGAUGACUGGUGUACCUGUUCAUCAAGUAAUGGUUUCUAUAUCAAACAAAAACAAUGAAACCAAUAAUCAAGGAUUAUGUACAAUUGCUAAGGAUACAACAGAAAAUAAUGACGGACAAACUAUUCGAGAGCAAAUCUUGAUAGUACAAAAGAAUGAUGAUUUAUGUAUGUUACCUGAUAUCUAUUCAUAUGCGUCAAAUGUUAAUACUUAUGUUUGGCAUGUAUUUAAUGAUCGAGGUUUAUAUAAACCAAAAGAAGAAGUACAUAUUAAAGGAUACGUUCGAUUAUUGGAAGUAAAAGGUGAUGCAAAAUUACCAACUUAUGCAAAAGGUACUAUUGAGUAUAUAGUUUCUGAUCCUCGUGGUCAACAACUAGAACAAUCAAAAGUUGAAUUAAAUAAUUAUGGUGCAUUUGAUAUCAAAUUUACAUUACCCGAUAAUGUCAAUUUAGGUGAUGGAUGGGUAACAUUCAAUUUACCAAUUUUAGAAACACAAACAACACAUUCUUUCAAAAUUCAAGAGUUUCGUAGACCAGAAUAUGAAGUCUCAUCAAUGACUCGACCAUCAACAGUACAUUAUUGUCAUCCAACUAAUGAUCAACAUGUUGUAGCUAGUUGUCAAGGAAAAUUAUUUGCUGGUGGUUUUUUAACUGAUGCCAAUGUUCAAUGGUCAGUUAGUGCUGAAACAACCAGAUAUACACCACCGAAUAGAUCUGAUUAUACAUUUGGUAGAGCUCGACCAUUCUUCUUUUGGUAUGGUAGCAAUAACAACAAUGAAAUAUCAUAUCCUGCACAAUUUUUUCAGGGUAAAACUGAUAGUAAAGGUACGCAUGAAAUUAAAAUAGGUUACCAUGGUAUUGAAAAAGAACCAAAACCAACAAUGGUUCGUGCAUUAGCAGCUAUUACAGAUUUAAAUAAUCAAACACAAGAAACACAAACACAAUUUCUUAUUCAUCCAUCGACAUAUUAUGUUGGAUUUCAAUUACUUAAUAAUUAUGGUAAGAAAGAUCAACCUAUAAAAACCAAAGUUAUCGUUACAGAUGUUGAUGGAAAUUUAAUUGAUAAUGUUUCAAUUGAAUGUAACAUAGUUGGUAUUGGUCAAGAAAGAAAAGAAGAUGCGAAUGGUUUAACAAUAUAUGAAGAAGUCAAAGAUGAACAACAAGUUACAAAUGCUAGUUCAAGUAAAGAUGCCAUUAAUAUGGAAUUUACACCAAAAAUAGGUGGACGAUACAAUAUCUCGUUUACCGUCAAAAAUGAACAAGGACAAUCAGCAAUGAGUUUCUAUGAUAAUAUUUAUGUUGCUGGUGGUAGUGGAAAAGAAAUGGAAAGACAAAAAGUCGAAUAUAUUCCAACCGAUACAUUAACAAUUUUACCAAAUGCAACAAAUUAUCAACCAGAUGAUACAUGUGAAUUACUUGUCUUAGCACCAUUUAGUCCAGCUCAUGGUCUAGUACUUUUCGAUUGUGAAGGUCAAGUUUCACAACCAAUACAAUUUCAAGUUGAAGCUGGAAAAGAUUCAGCAACAGUUGAAUUUAAAAUAUUAAAAGAGUGGAUACCAGGAUUUACUGCACAUAUUGAAUUAACAGGUUCAAUGCCAAGAGAAACAGAAGUAGCCAAUGCACCUAAUCGUCCAGCCAUUGCUGUUGGUUCAGUAACAUUAGAAGUUUCAAGAGAUGUUUAUAAACUAAAUAUUUCAAUCAAUACAAAAGAUGCACAGAAAACCUAUACACCAUCAUCAACUGUUCAUAUUGAUGUUGAUGUGACACAAUUUAAAGAUAAAGUACCUGUAAACCAAGCAGAAGUUUGUCUAAUUGUUGUUGAUGAAGCAAUCUUAUCAUUAACUGAUUACAAAUUAACCAGUCCAUUAGAUAUAUUUUAUCCUAAUAGACCAGCAUCUAUUGUACAACAUCAUGGUAGAAAUCGUUGUUUAUUAUUCAAUAUGAAAGAUAUUGAACAAUUUAAAAAAGAAAUGCGACAAAUAAAUGAACAAAGUCUGCGCAUGCAUUCGCGUAUGAUGGACAAAUGUUGUUUUGCAAUGCCGAUGGCUUGUUCUGCUGCGAGGGGAGGUUUUGGUGGUGGUGGUUUUGAUGAUGCUGGUCAAACAAUAAAUGUUCGAUCGAAUUUUAAUCCAUUAGCAUGUUGGGUACCAUCAUCAGCAACAAAUUCAACAGGACAUGUUUCAUUCAAAUUUAAAUUACCUGAUAAUCUUACACGUUAUCGUGUUUGGGCUAUAGCUACAACUGAUCAACAAUAUGGUUUAGGUGAAAUGGGAUUUACUGUACAAUUACCAGUAAUGAUACGUCCUUCACCACCAAGAUUUCUUAAUUAUGGAGAUACAGCUAAUCUUUCAGUUGUUUUACAAAAUCAAACUGAUCUACCAUUAUUAUUACAUGCUGGUUUAAAAGCAACAAAUGCAAAAUUAACUACCGCAGACGCCAAUCAACAAGUUGUUGGUUAUGCCAUUCAACUUCAAGCAAAUAAACGAGCUGCACUUCAAUUUCCAUUAUCAACAAUUGAUGCAGGUACUGCUCGAUUUCAAUUUAUUGUUAGUACUCUAGCAAAUGAAUCACAAGCAUCAUUUGGUGAUGCAAUUGAAUUAAGUGUACCUGUCUUCACAUACAUCACCAUAGGUUGCAAAUGCUUCUGAUGUUGCUGG